Racocetra persica is the source of this 408-nucleotide messenger RNA. The record is from the annotation of a GenBank genome assembly. Lineage: Eukaryota; Fungi; Glomeromycota; Glomeromycetes; Diversisporales; Gigasporaceae.
UAUAAUGCAGAAAUCAAUGAGUAUUGUGAAAGAUUACAGGCACGCUAUGAUGAACUUCUUGCUGAAGGAAUAGAUAAAGUUAUGGAAUUCGAUAAAAGUUUUGCCAGAGAACAUAUAUUAGAGACUUUGCAAGAGUUAUUACCCCGGAAUGAGAUGGUUUCGAAAAACCAAGAAGUUACCCUACCUAAUCAAUCUGUUUAUAGUUUACCAGCAAAUUCUGAAAACUUUAUUUCGAAGGAAGGGGUUGCGAAGCAAUUGGGUGGCGAAGAAGUGGUGCUAUCACCUCAAGUAAUGCCUCUAGCAUCAUUAUAUGGUUUGUGGUCAGGAAAUACUGGAAUUCAUCGAAAAAAAGCAUAUCCAAGGCUGGGCUAUAUGAUCGGAGGCUGGAAGAGGUCAUCUCGUAACUAG